GGGGGGGAGGGAGGGAGGAGGAGAAGAAGGAGAGGAGCCGCGCUGCCGCCGCCGAGCGCUUCCAGCGGGCAGCGCCGGGGCUACGGCGGCGCGGGGCUCGCAGCUCGCAGCAGGCGACGGCUGCCUCGCCGCAGCUACAGCCCGUUAGUCGGGCCCGCGGCGGCGCCGCCACCACCCGCCGGAGCCCGCGCCCGGCGCCCUCAUGGCCGCAGCCAAGGCAGAGAUGCAGCUCCUGCCCCCGCUGCAGAUCGCCGACCCCUUCGGCGCCUUCCCGCAUUCGCCCCCCGUCAUGGACCCUCACUAUCCCAAGCUGGAGGAGAUGAUGCUGCUCGGCGGCGGGGGCCCUCAGUUCCUCGCCCCGCCCGGGGCCCCCGAAAGCGCGGGGUUCAGCGCCGCCGGGGAACCCGGGGAGCAGCAUUUUGAGCACCUCGCGGCAGACACUUUUCCCGAGAUGCCACUGAACAGCGAGAAAAGCCUGCCAGAAACCAGCUAUCCCAGCCAAACGACGCGACUGCCACCGAUAACCUACACGGGGCGCUUCUCCCUAGAGCCGGCCCCCAACAGUAGCAACACCCUAUGGCCAGAGCCCCUCUUCAGCCUGGUCAGUGGGCUAGUGGGCAUGGCUAACGCACCUCCCACCUCUACGGCUUCCUCAUCAUCACCAUCCUCCUCCUCCCAGAGUACCCCUCUGAGCUGUUCUGUCCAAGCUAGUGAGAACAGUCCAAUUUAUUCAGCUGCACCAACUUUUCCUAAUUCCAGCUCUGACAUUUUCCCUGAACCGCAGACCCAGUCCUUUCCCAACCCCUCUGGAGCUCCCAUCCAGUAUCCACCUCCAGCUUAUCCGACUGCUAAAACCAACUUUCAGGUGCCAAUGAUCCCGGAUUACCUGUUCCCUCAGCAACAGGGUGAGCUCAGUCUUGUUCCAACUGAUCAGAAGCCCUUCCCAGCCCUUGAGACGAGAGCACAGCAGCCUUCUCUCACGCCGCUGUCCACUAUUAAAGCAUUUGCAACUCAGACAGGCUCACAAGAGUUGAAGACCCUCAACACGAACUAUCAGUCCCAGCUGAUCAAGCCCAGCAGGAUGAGGAAAUACCCAAAUCGUCCUAGCAAGACUCCUCCUCAUGAGCGACCCUAUGCCUGCCCCGUGGAGUCCUGUGACCGGAGGUUUUCACGGUCUGAUGAGCUAACACGGCACAUUCGCAUCCACACAGGACAGAAACCUUUCCAGUGCCGCAUUUGCAUGCGGAACUUCAGCAGAAGCGACCACUUGACUACGCAUAUUCGCACACACACAGGAGAGAAGCCAUUUGCCUGUGAUAUUUGUGGCAGAAAGUUUGCCAGAAGUGAUGAGAGGAAGAGACACACUAAAAUCCACCUUAGGCAGAAGGACAAGAAAGUGGAAAAGGCAGCUCCAGUCUCAACUGCUUCCCCGAUUCCCACCUAUUCAUCACCUGUGACUACAUCCUACCCUUCCUCCAUAGCCACCACUUACCCCUCACCAGUGCGCACAGUGUAUUCCUCCCCUGCUCCCUCUUCCUAUCCCUCCCCUGCACACACCACAUUCCCUUCUCCUUCUAUAGCCACCACUUACCCUUCUGGCACUGCCACUUUUCAGACCCAAGUGGCUACCUCCUUCUCUUCACCAGGGGUCACCAACAAUUUCAGCUCACAGGUGACUUCAGCACUUUCAGACAUGACAUCAGCCUUUUCUCCAAGGACAAUUGAGAUUUGCUGAGAUUACCUUCUGGAACAUGAGAAUGCACCUUUUCCAUUGGUACUAUCAGACAUGGAGUUUCCAAUUACUCCCCCAAUACCAUACGUUGCAAGGCUAUUUAACUUUUCUUUAAACUUCAGCUGCCUGAAACAACAGCCGUUUAAGUUUCCCACCUCUGUUGAAUGACUUAAUUUGCAUGGAAUGUGGAUAUAAGUUCAGUAUAAUUUUGCCCGUAAACAGUAGUCUUUUAUUAGAAAGAAAGGACUUUUGAUUAAGUAUAUAGCUGAUGUAAAGUGUACAUGUGACAUGGUUUUCCUUUCCUUUAGGUACUAAUGAUGUGAAAAAUCUUUGGUAUCCAUAUUGUAUUAUUUGGAGUUUGCAGGGCCAUAUUUUGUAAAUGUAAAUUCUAUUUCAGUGACAAUGCUGUAAUGAGUUUCAAACUUCUUUGGGAACAGCACUUAACUGUGUUUGAGCAUGUUAGAGUGAUGCUAUGUAAAUAUCAUCUGAUGAGACACACUCACAUGUGGCAGAAGUUUUGGUUUUAAAGUUACAAGUCUUGGUGCCUUUUUUGUGAAGCCUUGCUGACGUCAUGCAUUUGUGUGAAUGGAUGCUUUGCAUCUAGCCUUAAAGUGAAAGGAUUGUAUUUCAAAGAAUGUAAGGGAGAGCAGGGAAUGGGUGGGGAGGGGAGUACAA
Molecule: messenger RNA, 2407 nt
Organism: Cuculus canorus (common cuckoo)
Lineage: Eukaryota; Metazoa; Chordata; Aves; Cuculiformes; Cuculidae
Gene: EGR1
Product: early growth response 1
Exons: 2
Coding region: 203-1735 (510 amino acids)
Biological process (GO): regulation of transcription by RNA polymerase II
Molecular function (GO): DNA-binding transcription factor activity, RNA polymerase II-specific; RNA polymerase II cis-regulatory region sequence-specific DNA binding
Source: RefSeq, a predicted model, not a curated record